Molecule: messenger RNA, 1371 nt
Organism: Penicillium canescens
Lineage: Eukaryota; Fungi; Ascomycota; Eurotiomycetes; Eurotiales; Aspergillaceae
Product: glycoside hydrolase family 39 protein
Exons: 2
Coding region: 1-1371 (456 amino acids)
Source: RefSeq, a predicted model, not a curated record
AUGUUUCUCAGCCUUUUGGCAAUUCUUCUCGCAGCACAGCUGGUGUCUGCCGACAACAUCACCGCUACAGUGAAUCUGGGCGUUUACAAAGGCCAGUCUGUACAUAGGGCGUCUGGGUUCAUCUAUGGAAUUCCCGAUACCCUCAACCAGAUCCCCGACAAUUGGUAUACUGAUAUUGGAUUCAACUACGGGCGCGCAGGAGGAGCGCAGCUUGAUACACCGGCCCGAGGCUGGAUCUGGGGUAUUGAUGAGUAUCAGGGCCGGUUCGAGUCUACGUUGUCCAAUUAUCAGACCUGUCGCAAGUAUGGCGCAUCCUUUAUUCUUCUCCCUCACGAUGUCUGGGGAACAGACCAUACAAACUCAUCGACAGUUUGGCCUGGUGACAAUGGAGAUUGGUCGGACUGGGACAAGUUUGUAAAGACACUGAUGAAGGAUCUUGAAGCAAACAAUGCUCUCGAAGGUCUUGUCUGGGACAUCUGGAAUGAGCCUGAUAUCAGUAUUUUCUGGAGGCGCAGCCAGCAGCAGUGGAUUGAUCUCUAUAUCCGCACCCACAAGCUUCUCCGGAAGAAUCCUAAGUAUGAUAUCGUUGAGAUUUCAGGUCCCUCUUUGGCAUUACGGCCCGUGUCUGGCAACACUUGGUGGACCGACUGGCUUGGUCAAAUCGCGGGCAAUGACACUGUUCCAGAACAGUACUCUUAUCAUCUGGAAGGCAGCUCAGAGGAGUGGGACAACGAUCUUCAAAACACCAAUGCGACACUUGCGGCUCUUUUGAAAACAUACAACCUGCCAGACCGCCAAAUCAACAUCAACGAAUACGCGAAUCACGGGGAGCAAGUCCCUGCCGGUGCAGCUUGGUGGAUCUCACGAUUGGAGCGCUACGAUGCAUUCGGGCUCCGUGGCAACUGGCUGAGCGGCUGGACGUUGCACGACCUCAUGGCCAAUCUUUUAACCAAGGUCUCUAACCCUUCGGAUUACAACGCUACCGACUAUGUCGCAGCCCCGGAGUUCCAAGUAUACAAAUACUAUAAUCUGAAUAUGACUGGGAGCCGAGUUGAGACUGUUGGUACCGGUGACCGUCUAUUCGAUGUGUAUGCGACUGUUGACUCGGACAAAGUGCGCAUUCUGUCGGGGACUCGUAUCACAUCCGGCAAUUGGCAGAUCACAGUGGACAAAAUGAGCGCCGUAGGUCUUCCAACCGAGGGCUCGGUGGAUAUACAGACCUGGGGAUUUGCAGGCAUGUCUAUCUACGAGGAGGUGGACGCACCUAGUGAUCGAGGGGUGGUCACUCACACAUACGCAGGCGAUACUUUGACGUUCCCUAUUUACCAGACCGAUGCCAGCACUGCAUGGGCAUUUGAGUUCAGUCGCUAG